Molecule: messenger RNA, 10141 nt
Organism: Heterocephalus glaber (naked mole-rat)
Lineage: Eukaryota; Metazoa; Chordata; Mammalia; Rodentia; Bathyergidae
Gene: Omp
Product: olfactory marker protein
Biological process (GO): signal transduction; sensory perception of smell
Cellular component (GO): axon; cytosol; neuronal cell body
Source: RefSeq, a predicted model, not a curated record
UAGAAUUGACCCCAGGGCUUCAGGUGAUGUGUUUAUUUGUUUGUUUACUUUUGUGGCACGGGGAAUGGAACCCAUGGCCUCACACAAGCUAAAUGAGUACUUACCAUUGAACUAGACCCUCACCUGAGGAUCUGGUGCUCUGUCUUCCUUGGUGCCCCCUGCUGUUCACUUACCCCACGAUACCACUAAUUGACAGCCUCCGUCUAGCAAUCGAUUAUGCCUGUGGUCCACCAGACCCCUCAGAUUGUUUUCCAUUGCUACACCUUGGGUAGUGCCUCUGUCCUGUUUUCUGGGUGUGGCACAUCGUGACAAUGGCCCCUCUCCCUUACUGCUACCCUCAUAGCUGGGCUCCUGCCUCCUCUUGGUCACUGGGGAUAUAAACUUUCACCAGAUUUUUCUUUGGCCUCCAGGCUCCUGGGAGGAGGAUCAAUAUAGAUGGAAUAGGUGGUGGGGUUUUAGUAGAGGUGAAACCUGCUUAUGUGGCUACCAUGGGACAAGGCUGAGUCCGGGACCACCAGGUUAGAAGGAGCUGGUCAGUGGGUCUCAAGACACAGCCCCUGCAAAAUGCAAAUUCUCAGCAAUGUUUCUAUGCCUUUCAGGUGGUUCUGAUGUGCCCUGAAGUUUGAGAGCUUUGGGUCCAGGUGGGAAAUGAUGGUGGCAGGGCUGAGGUCCUGGCAGUGGGAGUAGAGAGGAGAGUUCCCAGGGGAUGUGGGAAGCAGAGUCCACAGACAAGACACACUUCUCUCUGGUCCAGCCCGUACCCCCAGGGGUCUUCCAGUCUGUCCUUACUGCCUGUGGCAGGUGUGUGGUCCCCCUCCCUCUCUGGCUCCCUUCUUUACAAAUAAGCAGCUCCCAGCCCAGCUAUUGUAGUCAAGGUGGUUGCCACAGCAGUUGACAUCAGCACUCUGGCCCCCGAGGAGCCUGUCACCUUCCUGCCUGCCUGAAGCACUGCAUUACUGCUUCUAUGAGGAGUAGAGAGGAGGUGUUUGGAGCCUCCCACCCUCACAUACACAUACCCCAUUUUAAGAACCGGGUGGAGCAGGGAGUGGUGACAAGGGGACAAAGGGUGGGGACUGGGGAGGCGGAGUCCUCUGGGGCGGCCUCUUCUCUUGGCAUCUGAGGCCCCAGCCCACUCAGCUCCUAGAAGGCCGAAGCAGCGCUUGGGCCAUGGCAGAGGAUGGGCCAAAGCAGCUGGAGAUGCCACUGGUCUUGGACCAAUACCUGACCAAGCAGAUGCGGCUGCGCAUGGAGAGCCUGAAGCAGCGUGGGGAGAAGCGCCAGGAUGGUGAGAAGCUGCUGAGGCCAGCCGAGUCUGUGUACCGAAUCGACUUUAUCCAGCAGCAGAGGCUGCAGUUUGAGCGCUGGAAUGUUGAGCUGGACAAGCCAGGCAAGGUCACCAUCACAGGCACCUCUCAGAACUGGACACCUGACCUCACCAACCUCAUGACACGGCAGCUGCUGGACCCCGCUGCCAUCUUCUGGCGCAAGGAGGACUCAGAUGUCAUGGAUUGCAAUGAAGCUGAUGCCCUGGAGUUUGGGGAGCGCCUGUCAGAUUUGGCCAAGGUCCGCAAGGUCAUGUACUUUCUCAUUACCUUCAGCGAGGGGGUUGAGCCUGACAACCUCAAGGCCUCUGUGGUGUUUAGCCAGCUCUGAUGGCGGCUACUCCCUGCCUCCCUGCCACUCCUCCUCUGGCCCACCACCCUCCCCCUACCUAGACUUCCGCCCAUGUGCAUUUCUGAGGACUUUCUUCUAGCUCUCAGCCUGUCCUGGGCUUGGCCAGAGACCCCCUGAGCCCCAUGUUCUUCCUCUCUGUGGUGCCUGUGCUCUGGCUCAUAGGAAAGGCCCACAGCUCCAUGGUCUAAAAGCUGGACCAUUCACUGCCACUGCUGCUGUAGAUGAUAGAUGCCUCGCCGGUGCUACCAUGGGCGGAGGGAAAGACCACAGGACUGCCUUCCCUGCUUCAUUAUGGUGGAAACAGACUGAAAGAGACUAAGAGAGAAAGAGACAGAGAGAGAGAGAGAGAUCCAAACCACCCGCCAUCUGGCUUCCUCCAGGGACAGGGAGACUGAGAUGCAGGAGCAGCCUCCUCCUCUGGGAACCCAGCAAGCAGGUGUUUGCUGCCUGCUGGCCAUAGCACCCUUUACUGAAGCCCACGUCAGGAUUUGAACACCCGGCCUGAGGACCCAGGAAAACACCGCUCCCAGCAUUGGGCUGGUGUGAUCCUACAACACCUCAAAGCCCUCAGGACAUGGGGUAGUGUUGCUGCAGGUUGGUUUUGGUGGUGGGAUUAGCUGGUUUUGCAGAACUAGCUCAGGUUCCUGUGACUGCAAGCAUGAAAGUGUGAAGGGCAGUUUGUCAAGUUGAGUAAGAAAUCUAGCCACGGAUACAUGUAGGUAUAUAUACUGAGAGAGAAUAUGUGUGUGCUGUUUUUCAUACAGAUAUAUAUUAGAGUUCUAUACCUGCCCUACACACAAGUCAACCUGUAGAUUAUCUGUUGAAUAAUUGCUGUUCAUGUGUGGUUCUCAGCAGGGGCUUGGCUGACAUGACAGUGGUUGAAUCCCCCUUGGUGCAGGGAUUCCUUCUGGGAGAUUUUGUGAUUCACUCAGAAAAGGAGGAAACAGUUUAGUAGAGAGGAGUCCAAAGUCAGGCUUCUGUCAGCUCACUGUGGUGGGGGCAGGUGUUUUGUCCUCCUGAAGCCUCUCUCACCAUUUCCCCUGCUGCUUUAGGGGUGCUCUGGUGGGCAGGGAAGGCCUGAGGGACUGGUCCUGCUCAUUCAUCCCUUGGGUUAUGUUCAGAAGUGGGCUGGAGGCAGCAGUGGUGUGACACUCUGGCCUCUGUGGCCAUUGGGAACAACCCUCUCACCAAACAGACUAGAAACAGGCUGGGGGCACGGUUAUCAGCAGGUUCAAUUCCAGCCCCAAGCUUCAUUCUCCUUCACAUUGCACAGGCCCAGACCCCCUUUUGAGGAGGGGCCUGAUCUGCUGCCUGGGUUCAGCUAAUAGCCUCUCAACAAGUGCCCCCAACACCCUGUCCCAGAGCCAGCCAUGUGUUUUGUCCCUGGCCAGUUGUGUGUCUCAGACAUUUCUCCUCCCAAAACAGAGCCAGGGCACUGCCGCUUGGGCCUGAGAACAGUGCGUUGAGAGCUGAGAGGUGGUGGAGCGGAACCAUCCCUGGUGGCUGGGGCUGCUGGAGGGUGAGCCCCAGGUGUUGGAGUGGAUGCUAGGGGCAGGGGUUGGCUGACGGGUGAGUUCUGGUCCUUUGAAAUAUACAACUCUGAGUGUGUUGGGGGCAUGCUUAGAGAUGGCCUUGCCUGCGGCCAUCACUGCCUUAUUCUCCACUGAGGGCUGGGAGCCCUGCAGGUAGACCCCUGGGCAGGGGCUCUUCUGCCUGUUUUCUUGACCUCCCCCGGCAGCUCUGGGGAGACUCUUGGUCCAGACUGCCUGUUCCCCACCCUGCCACACCCCAUCAGCCCCGUGGGGUCCCCAGUGUUUCUGCUGUUCUGCUGUGCCUGCUGUGUGUCCCCAAUAAAGGCUGUGUGCCCGCGCCUUGGUGGUAUGUCUCAUUGUGAAUGCUGCUCCCCACUGGAGCUGUGUCCUCUGCCUCCUGCAUCCCCUGCCCUUUCCUGCUGCCAGCUUUCAGGGAUGAGCCCAGAGCAGUCAGGUGACUGCAGACCUUAUAUCAGGGUUUCACAGGUCUCCUGAUUUUCUAACAAUAGCCCCAGACCAGCCUCUGGGAGGGGUAUAGAGGGAGCUGAGGGAGGCCAGGGUUGACUGCGCAGGGGCAGAUGGAACAUAAAGAGUGGCCAAGGAGGCAGUAGGAACAGCCCUGGGCCUGGGUUUAGCCUGGCUUCCCCUGGCCUGGUCACUGAUUGGCUGUGUCCUCUGAUGGACCUUGACCUUCCAGAGGGAACAGCCUGGUUCUGUGAAGCCCCUUCCUGUCCUGCUCCUCUGGCAGUAUUAAACCUAUAACCCAAUAACACUGAAACUGGCACUGAUAGCCACGAGCCAGGCCACACUAGUGCCCCAUCAGUCCUUCACACCUCUCUCCUCUCAGCAUCAUUCAAAUCUUCUCUUGUGGACAGAGACAACCAAGACCCAGAGGAGGAGACCUCCUUCCCAGCUUCCAGAGGAAAUGGGCUUGUGGAUCUUUGACCCCACAACACUGAUCCCUGGGAAGGGCCGAGGAGAUGUGUCCUUCCCGCCAUGGGCUCAGGCUCAGCUAGGUGACUUCCUUUCCAGAGACAGUCAGAGGCCGCACUUGUGGUUCUGCCCAGGAAUGACCCUGCUUCAGAGCUCUGCAGCUGUGUCUCACUGCCUCUCUCCUUUACCCCAGAGCCUCCCUCAGCUGCCACCUCAAUGCAUCCAGAGACCCCUCCCCAGCCCAGCAACCCAGUUUCUCAGAAGUCUCUGCUUCCUGAACACACCCCUCCCCAAGCCUGUCUCCCAGCCACCAGCCCCAGCCACUCCUACAGGUGCCUCUGGAGGAGGGAAGGUCCCAUUAGAGGAGGAAUCCAGCUCUCCUUGGACAGCAGAAGUGGCCUGGCUCUGUCCCCAGAGCACACCAUAGGGAAAUCACCCAUUUUCCAUAGAUAACACAAGAAAUGAUAGGCCAAGGAGACUUGCUACUCCCUGAGCCUCUGCCCCUCAGAGGUAGGGUAUCCCAGUGGUGAGGGCCCUAGUCCUGGGCAGCCACUGGCCAGCUGUGUGAUUCUGGGCAGCCUCCCCGAGCCUCCUAAAGGUUGAAUGAGUUAAUAUGUAAAGCAUUUGAGCUCCACAAAGCUGAUGCGACACCCUCUCCUUUGUGCCUGUUGUUACUGCCCCAGUUACUGCUUGUUCUUCAGAUUAUUCUUUUCUAAAUUUUAUUUUUAUUUUAUUAGUACAUAUCUGCAGUUCAUGCAGUUUCUUCAAAUUAUUCUAAGGAGGGGUCAGGAGAACCUGUAAACUGAGCAGGUACUGGAGGUUCUGAGGUGUGAAGGGAGUUGCCUGAGGUAAACACAGCAGGCCAGUGCCCAUGGCAGCAGGGAAUGGGGCCUGGAGAGACUGUCAGGCACCGGCCUGGCCUUGUAGUCCCAGAGAACAGUCUUGGGGUGCAUUCUCUACCACCCUGCUCAGCUCAGAUGGUCAGCUGAGGGGGUGCUUAGCCCUCACAUUGAAGCUGGGGAGCAGAGGUCCACGGGAGGGGUCUGCCCAAGUCUGGGGACCUACCUGGGUCUUGGCCUCAGCGAGGGUGGGAAUCCACCCUACAUGCCCAAUCCCUGGGGAGCAGAUGGUGACAGCACCCGGUCUUCCUGGACUCUUCCAGUCCCAGCAUGAGAACCCUGGGGGAUUUGAGACUCUUGGAAUCAGAAGCUGAGACCCAAGGAAUCUCAGAGGCUCAAACUAGGAGCCCACUGAGUUUCAGGACUCAGACAGGCCUGUGGCCCACCUUCCCUAUCUUGGAUGACAUGGGAACCCCCUUGCAGCCCCCUUACCUCACAGCCCUGCCUGUGUUGCUCAGAAAUGCUGUGAGCCAGCUCUCAAGGUCCCAGGCAGAAAUUUGGAAAGCCCCCUCUGUGUGUUCCCACAUCUGUACACACAGUGUCACAGGUGUGUGUUCACAUACAGGUCCUGAGCAGGCUGCCCUCCCUAGGAUCCUGACCCUCUCCUCUCUGUCACAUGGCCUGUGCAGUGUCUGCAUCUGCUGCUCCCCCCGGGGGCUGAAAUCCAGCCCCUAGGAUCUGGGUGGGAGCCCCAAGAAAACCCAGGAGGUAGAAAAAUGGGACACUGUCCUCUUGGGAAGGAAGAUAACCUGGCAUUCCCCCCACCACCCACCCUGGGGUUACUGCUUGUUGUGCAAGUGCCCACACGGGCACUCCAUACACCAAAAGGACAAAUCCUAUGUGCAGAGCCCUCUACAGUGUUUCAAGUACCUCCGAGGCUAUCUACUUUAGUUCUCAUGGAGGUAGAGUAGGUAAAUGAGCAAAUUGAGGCUCAGAGAGGUAGCCUGGUUCAAACUUAAGUCCCUGUCAUGCAGGAGGUUGAUAAUAUGGUGUUAAGUAGUGUCUACAAGGUCAUCAGCUGGUUGGGAGCCUCACUGUGAUCAGCAUGGGGGAUUUUCCUCUCAGUAAGACUCUAGUCAGCUUUGAAGCUGAGCCGGGCCCUGUCCAGCAUGCUGGGGACUGGGGAGGAGUCCAGCUUGGCCCCUGUCCCUAUGGAGCUCCUCCCUGUCAUUGAGGAAAGGGACAGACUGGUGAGCCAAAAGGCGGCUCCUCAACUGUGCCUGGGAGUAGCCCUUAAGGGACAGGGGAAGGGGAUGUGAAGGCAGAUGGACCCACACAUAGAGGGGUGAGAUGCCACAAGGCAUCCUGGAGUGGUUGGCAAGCAUGGUAGAUUUCUGCAGGGCCCACAAGAGGCAUGUUGAGGGAUGAGGUGAGGACCAGCAGAGCCCACACAUAGGGUUUGCACUGCCAGACUGUGUUGUAGUGUCUGUGGUGAUGGGGAACUUCAACUAUAGACACCACAAGAGUAGGGAGCACCUCCUAAUAUGCUCCCUAUACCCAUCUCUUUACGACAAGGCCUGUCAGCUACUCCUCACCCCAGCAGCUUAUCACUUCAUCUGUAACCAGUUUCAUGUGGAUAAAGCUGUGAAAGAUAAAUGCUCAUGAAAUAACAGUAACCAUGAUCCAAUUGAGAUAUUUUAGAAUAAUUCCUUAAUGCAGGUGGUGUAUCCCUUCUCCACAAUCCUUGGGUUCCAUAAGUGUUUCAGAUUUCAGUUUUUCAUAUUUUGAAAUAUUUGCAUAUGCUUUAGUAGUUGAACAUCUCUAAUCUGAAAAUCCAAAAUCUGCAGUGCUCCAAAAUAAAAAAUUCUCUCAGUAUGAUGUUCAGCACUCAAAAAGUUUCAAGUUUCAGAUUUUUGAAUUAGGGACAAUCAAAUUGUAUCAUCGAAUACCCAGCAAGUGUUCUAAUUUUCAACUUGUGCCCCAAAUAUGCAUGCACAUUACAGUUUGUUUGAAUGAGAUCCAAAGAUUCAUAAUUGCAAUUAGUUGAUUGCCCUUCUUUUUAUUUUUCCUUAAAGUUUAUUUACAAAAGAAACUGGGUCAUUGGUCCCAUUGGAUUUCCCACUGUCUGAAUCUUAUUUACGGCACCCUUGCAGUGUUAACAUGCUCUCUGCUUCCUGCAUUUCCUAUAAACUAGUAUUUGGCUCUAGAGGGUUUAUAAGGUCCAGGGACAAUUGUUUUUUGGCAUAGUGCUUCAUAGAUGUCAUGUUCUUCAUUCUGGAGGUGGAGAAUAUCUGGUUGUCUUAUCUCAUGAUGGAACCACCCAUCAGUGAUCAUUCCCUAAAUUUAUUCAGUGGUUGCAAGGUGGCCUCAAUGUUAUCAUUUCUUCCUUGUUUCUUAGCUGGAAUUCUUUUCCAGAUAGAGACCUCACAUCACCCACUUUUUGGUUACCUUGUGGUACAAUGUGUAGAACAAAGGCAGGAUCAACGCUAAAUUCUUCCCCCUGAUUUCUCAGUUUCCAAAAGAUGAGUUGAUUCCUUACCUUCCUCCAACAGUGACUGUUCUGUGUCACCAUGACCUCGUAAACUUGAUCCUAUUGCUGUGUUUUAAUCUAUUUCAUUUAUCCUUAUCCUCAGAAUGGACUUGGAGUCUGAAAGGAACCUCUUCAGGCUACCUCCUGACUCCUUCAACAUGACCCCAGGAAGCUUGGUGGCUUCCUUGACUUCUGACAUGGCCAGAUGUACACUGGUAGGGUGUUAGUGUGUGUACACAUGGGAGCACAUCUGCCUGGAUAGUCUUCUCCCUCCAGCUCAGUACCCCACUGGCAGCAGAGGGGCUGAGCAGUGAGAAGGCUGUGGGGCCAUGCCAGGUCCACUGGCUGGGAUGCAAGAGGGGAAAUUGAAGGGCCGGGGAUUUAGCUCAGUGGUUCCGCUGCCUACCUUGCAAGCACAAGUACCCGAGUUCGAUCCCCAGUACAAAAAAAAAAAAAGAGGGGAAAUUGAGGCCCUUGGGAUACCUGACUCUGGAUCCCCAGGCCCUGGAGCCUCAUUAGCUUCUUCUUGAGCCAUAGAGAGCUCCGGGCCAAGCCCUGAGUUUGUCUAAUGAUCUUUCUGAGGUCCCAGAGUACCUUCUACACCCUGCAACUGCUGCCUGCCUCCCUCCUUCCCCAUGCAGUCCAGAGCACUCAGACCAGGACCACAGGGGAGGAAGGUGCAGUGGAGCCAUGGGCCCAGCCCCUGCUCCCAGCUCUCUUGCUGGGAUCGCCCCAUGCAUACCCCAUCUCUCUGAGCCCUUGGGCAGCUCCCUGCUUCUCUUGGAACUCAGCCUGCCCAUCUGUGCAGUGAGGAUGAUCGUUCCCAGCCUGCAAGGGGCUCAUUUUUGAUAUAGUUUUCUGUCUCGACAGCAAAGUGGGAAGAGAGCAGUUGGGGGAAAGGCAGGCUGGGAGUUUGUUACUUAAAAAGGGCCUAGCUUUGCAGAAGGUGGGGGAGGGGAUGGGGGACCAGAAGCAACGGGUCUUGAGCCUCGCUGGUUUUCAGACACAGGAUCUCAGGCUCUGAAGCCCAGGUCACCUAUGCCUGGGGCAGCCUCUCCCAGCCACAUCCCUGGCCUCAUCCCCAAAGCAGAGGGGUGAUAUCGUAAACAGCCCAGCCCUGUGUCUGGCACAGCGCAAGGCGACAUUAGUGGCAGUGGUGCCUCUCUCUGGAUUAGCAUUUUUAUUUUCUUGGCCUUGAAUGUCCACUAGGGAGCAUUUUGCUUUGCCAAAUAUCCCUGUUGAUGGUAGGAGGUGUGUAAACAAAAGCAUCUUUAAUGAGCAUGGGGAUGGGGAGUUACAGCUCAUGCUGGCCUAAGCUCUGAAUUGAAGAAUUGAAACUCCUGUCCUUUGCCUGGCUCAGCCUUCGUGCCUGGGGUCCCGCUCUGUAUACUGGGGUGAUUUUCUUCUAGAAGGAGCUGCUCAGCCACUCUUGGUGCUGUACUCUGUAGUUACCCUGACCUGGGGAGGGGGGCUCGGGGUGAGGGGUUUGCUCUUCCCUGCCCACCUCCUUCAGCCCAGAUUACCUGUCUGUCCUGGUAUGCUUGGGUCACACCCUAUGCCCGCUCUCAGGACACCUGCUUAGACCUACUGCUGGCCUCUAGGGUAGCCCCUCUCGCCCCUCUCUUUUCUCCAUGGCUCUGCAGGAGCCUCAGCACUUUACCCUGUGCCUACCUCUCCCAUCAGCCUGGGGUUCUCCUGAGGGCAGGGACCAGGUCUAGUGCAUCUGGGUGCUCAGUGUCCGGCAUGGGUUUGAAUCCUGGCUUUAGAGUCACUUCUGUCUGCUCCAUGGCGAAUGUGUAUAUUUUCUGGCAGAGCAACCCUAGACAAGUUACUUGCCCUCUCUGAGGCUCGGUUUUCUCAUCUGUCAAGUAGGGAUGGAUGGUAAUGAUCUACCCUCAUGGGGUUAUUGUGAAAAUUAAAUUGAGACGGUCCGUGCCAUUCAUAGGCCCUGUAAAUGAUGAUGCCCUGUAAAUAAUAGAUAUUAGCAGAGUCCUAAUCAAUGUCUAUGAAUUUAUUCAUUAAAUUAGCAUAUGUGUAUUAAGCUCACUCUCUUGGCCAGGCCCUGGUGAGAUGCUGGGUAUAUGGUAGUGACCAAGACUGAUAGGGUCUUGCCCUCAGAGAACUGAUGUUCCAGGGGGUAGUUUCAGACAUUGAACAGUGUCAGUGGGGUAUUUAAUGUAUUUAACUCAGUAAAUUCAAGUAUCUCAGAGGAGAAGUGCCAGGGGCUGUGACUCUGGUGGAUAGGGCUCUGGCCUGCCCUGGAGGCAGGGAGAGCUUCCUGGAAGGGGAGGAUAGACAUUUAAGUGGGUGGGUGAAGAGGCAGAGCAGACAGCUGGGGAGCUUGUGGAGCAGGGAGCUGGGUGGGGCUGCCACUGGGAGUAGAGAAAAGCGGCUGUGGAGGUGGGGACAUGAUUAUGUCGUUCUGCUGCUGUGGGAGUGGCCAAGGACACACGUUACUGCAGAUGCUGUUACAGAGGUAAUGGGAGCUUGGGCCAGCAUGGUGCCAACAGGAUGGAGAGGAGGAGAGAGGUUUCAGAAGAAUGCUGGGUCUAGAGCAGCCUGCCUGGAGGGCACAGGGAGAGUAAGGAGGCCAGUGCAGAGAAGAUGGGGGAAAGAUGCAGAGAGAGGUCCAG